Messenger RNA from Cyphomyrmex costatus, 1218 nucleotides. RefSeq names its product GATA-binding factor A. Gene Ontology annotation, molecular function: zinc ion binding; RNA polymerase II cis-regulatory region sequence-specific DNA binding; DNA-binding transcription factor activity, RNA polymerase II-specific. The coding region runs from base 1 to 1218 and encodes 405 amino acids. Gene Ontology annotation, cellular component: nucleus. Lineage: Eukaryota; Metazoa; Arthropoda; Insecta; Hymenoptera; Formicidae. The transcript is spliced from 5 exons. Gene Ontology annotation, biological process: positive regulation of transcription by RNA polymerase II; negative regulation of transcription by RNA polymerase II; cell fate commitment. The record is from RefSeq and is a predicted model, not a curated record.
AUGUUCCACGGGGGCGGAAGUGGCGGGUACGGCGCAAGUUCCGAUUACCAGCAGCAGUCCCAGCAGCAACAGCAGCAACACGGGCAGCAACUCCAGGCGCCUGUCUACGUUCCAUCGUCUAGACCAGCGAUUCCAUCUGCAGCCACAGCGGCGCAAUAUCAUUCCUUUCCUACUUCGCCCUCGCCAGCAUGGGAAAAGACAGCAUCCUGGCAACAUGGAGUGGAAACGUACGCGGCGCAUCACGCGCUCGCUGGACACACAAGCGGUACCGCGGCGGCAAUGGGUCCGCACGCUGGACCAGGCCAUCCUCACGCGGGACAUCCGCACGCGGCGCAUCCUCACUCGACUCUCGCCGCAGCCGCGGCCGCGCCGUUUUAUGCGCAGAACGUCGCGAUGAUGUCCUCAUGGCGCGCCUACGACGGUACUGGAUUUCAACGUGCAUCGCCUUAUGACACCGCGAUGGAUUUCCAAUUUGGUGAGGGUCGCGAAUGCGUUAAUUGUGGCGCGAUAUCGACGCCGCUCUGGCGAAGAGAUGGCACCGGUCAUUACCUUUGCAAUGCAUGCGGACUUUAUCACAAGAUGAACGGCAUGAAUAGGCCGCUGAUCAAGCCCUCAAAACGCCUGACUGCAACGAGGCGACUCGGGCUGUGCUGCACCAACUGCGGCACUCGCACCACCACCUUAUGGAGGCGCAAUAACGAGGGUGAGCCAGUGUGCAACGCUUGUGGAUUAUACUUCAAAUUACAUGGGGUCAAUAGGCCGCUAGCCAUGCGAAAGGAUGGUAUACAAACACGAAAGAGAAAACCGAAGAAGACUCCAGAACAGAACGCUAGAUCGUCCCAGGGUGAUCAUGAAAGCACUGCCUCGACUACAUCCUCCCCUUCUACAGACUUGAAGAACAAUCAACAACAGCAGCAGCAACAACAGCAACAUCAGAUCGAGGUGCCAAAGUCAUCGGGCUCAUCGACGUCGACCGAUAGACCUGUUUACCUCGGACAUACUUCUCUUUUGGCAACUGGAAAUGUACCUGCUGUGAAAACGGAACCGCGAAGUUGCGACGGUGUCGUUGGUCAACCGUACUCAUCUUAUUAUCAACAUCCUCAUCAAUUAACUGUUACGAGCGAACAUCAGCAACAGAGUUAUUACGGCACCCAGGAGGCACCCUAUCACCAUCAACAUCAUGUCACUACAGCCGCAAAAUUACUCGCGUCCUCGUAA